Purpureocillium lilacinum is the source of this 3792-nucleotide messenger RNA. RefSeq lists its product as uncharacterized. The record is from RefSeq and is a predicted model, not a curated record. NCBI's taxonomy places the organism in Eukaryota, Fungi, Ascomycota, Sordariomycetes, Hypocreales, Ophiocordycipitaceae.
AUGGCGACGCCCACGCCGACUCUGGCUGAGAAGUUGGACAAGAUCAAGUCCCCCGGGCUUCAGAGCCAACAAAGGACAGUCGUCGUCCUCCAGGCCGUCGAAUCGACCCUGAAGGAGCAAAACACUGCGCCCACGCCGACCGGCUACUUCGCCGCCCUGCUCGCCCUCCUGCAGCAGGCCAACGCCAAUGGCACCGUCAACAUCGAGCUGGCGACCCCGGUUGUCUAUCUCCUCGACGUCGUCACGCCCUUCGCCCCGCAGCCGCUGCUGCGCUCCAAGUUCACACAGAUCCUGACCCUGCUCGCGCCCGUGCUGCUGAUGCAGGAUGCCGAGCCCAUACUCCUCCGCACCUCCAUCGGCUGCCUCGAGUCCCUCCUCCUCGCCCAGGAUGCGCCCUCGUGGGAGCUCGGCGUCACGCAGAUCGGCCCCCGCCGCGCCGUCGCAGGCCUCCUCAACCUCUCGCUCGACCCCCGCCCCAAGGUGCGCAAGCGCGCCCAGGACGCCCUCAAGAGGGUCCUCAAGAACCCGCCGCCGAGCCCCUCGCUCGAUCACCCCGCCGCGGACAUGUGCGCCGGCACGGCGCUCAAGAACCUCGAGGACCUGGCUGGCAAGGCGGCGCAGGCCCGCAAGGGCAAGAAGCUGGCUGCCACGACACACGACCCGGCAUUGAUCCACGCCCUGCAGCUGGUAAAGACCGUCGCUGCGGCGAGCGGUGGCUGGCCGAGCACCAAGAUCGAAUCGCUGUGCGAGCUGCUGUUGAGCAUCGCCAAGACGGGCAACGAGUACAUGACCAUGGCUGGCUUCGAGAUUUUCGAGAUGAUCUUCGAGGGCAUGUCCUACGAGGUCUCAUCCGCGAAGCUGCCGCGACUAAUGGAGAUCAUCUCUGAGCUGCGACCGGCCGCCAACGACACACAGCUUGUGCCUCCUUGGCUUGCCAUUCUUUCUCGCGGAUUCGACGUCUCUGCGCAGGUUGAGCCUGACGAGACUUUCCAGAAGCUCCCCGAGCUGUUCGCAAUGGUUGCGCAAUUCCUCGAGUCGCACUCCGAAAACAUUCGCAUUUCCGCCUCCGAGUGCCUCGUCUCGUUCAUGGCCAACUGCGUCCCGCAGCAAGUCAUUGUCGAGCCGUCAAUAUACGACGAAAAGAUUCUGGACAAGGUCGUCAAGACGGCCGAGUCCCUGCUUACCGUCCAGUUCCAGGCCGCCUGGCUGCAGACGUUCAAUGUCAUGGGUGCCAUGUUCACCUCUCUGAGAUGGCAGUCCUAUCCGAGAAUGCUCAACAUUACACGCACCAUCGGCGAGAUCCGCGAGAACCCUUCGUUUCACAAGAAGAAGGAGGCGGACGAGGUCAUUGGCCAGGCGGUCCAGGCAAUGGGACCUGAGGCUGUCCUGUCUGUCCUGCCCCUCAACAUCGUCAAGCCGGUCAAGGGACAAAAUGGGCGCGCCUGGAUGUUCCCUAUUCUGCGAGACUACACCAGCAACACCAACCUCGCCCAUUUCAAGAAGGAGAUGGUCCCUCUCAGCGAGUUGAUGUUCCAGAAGGUCCUGGACCACGGAGAAGCCGAGAAGACGAUGGAAAUCAAGAUUUACGAGACGCUGGUGCAACAGACAUGGUCUAUCCUGCCUGGAUACUGCGACCUGCCUCUCGACCUACCCGAGGCUUUCGACCAGUCCUUUGCUGAGAUGCUCGCGAAUCUCCUGUACAAGCAGGUCAACCUGCGAUUGGACGUUUGCCGGGCUCUCAAGGUCCUGAUUGAGUCGAACCAGGCGAUUGCCAGCAUCGGCGAGGACGAGGAUGACUUUCUGCUGCAGAGCAGGGUAUCCAGGGAUGCUGCCAAGAGCAACCUGGCAUAUCUGGGCCAGUUCGCCGGGAACAUGCUGGCAGUCAUGUUCAACGUCUACACGCAAACUCUCCCGCAGAGCCGUGGCCCCAUUCUCCAGACCAUCAAUGCCUUCCUGAGCAUCACGCCCCAUCAGGAAGUCAUUGACACCUUCGACCGUGUCAGCAAAAUGCUCGCCUCGGAACUGCAAAACAGCGCCCCCGUCGAGAAGAAGGGUAAGCAACAGAAAUCGGAGGAUCAUAUGCCGUCAACGUCGCAGACGCUCAUGGAUCUCGUCAUUACCAUGUCCGCCUAUCUUCCGCGCGAAAGCUUUGCCUCCUUGUUCGAGAUUGCGAAUGUCAUCAUCUUCAAGGACGACGAGCCUCAGCUGCAAAAGAAGGCCUACAAGCUGAUUCCCCGGCUGGCCGACUCUGAACUUGGCAAGGUCGCCAUGCAGGAGAGGACCGCUGAGUUACAGCAGCUCAUUCUCUCCUCCUCCGAGAAGGUGUCUGCUCCCGCUCGACGUGAGCGAUUGGCUGCCAUUCUCGCUCUCCUCCCUUUUAUCCCCGACAGCUCUCUCCACUUCAUCCCCUCGGUCCUUAGUGAGGUCGUCAUUUGCUGCAAGGAGAACAACGAGCGCGCGCGCGAGACUGCCUAUGAGUUGCUGGUCCAGAUGGGUCAUCGCAUGAUCGCCGCCAACGGCGCCACAAUUGACAACAGCAAGGUGCCUCACAUGCCCGCCGACGCUCCCGCGGGCAAGGCCAACAUCGAGGAGUUCUUCACCAUGGUCAGCGCAGGUCUGGCUGGAAGCACUCCCCACAUGAUCUCCGCCUCCAUCACUGCCAUCAGCCGCCUUCUCUACGAGUUCCGCUCCAGCCUCAGCGAGCAGACUCUCGCCGACCUGGUCCAGACCAUGGACCUCUUCUUGACGUCGAACAACAGGGAAAUCGUCAAGAGCUGCUUGGGCUUCGUCAAGGUGUGCGUCAUCAGCUUGCCCGUCGAGCUCAUGAUCCCUCGCCUGUCUACCCUGGUGCCCAACUUGAUAGUAUGGAGCAACGAGCACAAGGGCCACUUCAAGGCCAAGGUCAAGCAUAUCCUGGAGAGAAUGGUCCGUCGCUUUGGCUUCGAACUUAUCCACCAGAACUGCCCCGAGUCGGACAAGAAGCUGGUGGUCAACAUUCGCAAGACCAAGGAGCGAGCAAAGAAGAAGAAGGACGCCUCCCGGGCCGGUCAGGAUGACGACGCUAGUGGCGACGAGGACGACGACCAGCCCAAGAGGCAGUAUGAGAACGAGUACGACCAGGCACUCUAUAGCAGUGAUUCGGACGACGACGCCGCCUCGGACGAUGAGGCCGACACCAAGCCCCGCAAGAAGGCCCAAAAGGGCGGCAGGACGUACAUUGUCGAAGACGACGAUGAGCCGCUCGACCUGCUCGACAAGAAGGCCCUCGCCAACAUCUCCUCCACCAAGCCCGUCAAGCUCCGCAAGCCCACCAAGACCAAGGCCAAGACGGACCUCGACGGCAAGCUCAUCCUCGGCAAGGACAGCGACGACGAGGCCGACGAAGACGCCGCCAUGGACGUCGACAAGCCCGAGGGCGCCUCGGGCGUGGGAGCCUACGUCGCCGCCCUCAAGGGCAAGGACGCCGCCAAGCGCGGCCGCGGCGGCAAGCUCAAGUUCUCGAACCGCCGGUCCAAGGACGACGACGACAUGGAGGACCUCGACGACAGCGCCGCCGCCACCAUCAAGAGCAAGAUCAGCCCCGGGCGCGGCGACCGCGGGGGCAAGUUCCGCGGCAGGGGCGGCCCCAUGCGCGGCGGCCUGGGCGGUGGCCGUGGUGGCGCUGGCGGCCGCGGUGGUGCCCGGAGCGGCAAGGGAGGCAUCGCCGCUGGCAGGAGAGGUCUUGGCAUGGAGAAGCAGCAUGGCCCGUCUGUGGGAGGCGGCGUGCACAAGGGCAGGAAGGGGCGCAACUAG